Molecule: messenger RNA, 1445 nt
Organism: Nanorana parkeri
Lineage: Eukaryota; Metazoa; Chordata; Amphibia; Anura; Dicroglossidae
Gene: GXYLT2
Product: glucoside xylosyltransferase 2
Exons: 7
Coding region: 132-1436 (434 amino acids)
Biological process (GO): protein O-linked glycosylation via N-acetylgalactosamine
Molecular function (GO): UDP-xylosyltransferase activity
Source: RefSeq, a predicted model, not a curated record
CUCCCCUCCCCCUCCUCCUGCUCUGACUCUCGGAUACGUGGUUCCUUGGCCGCUGCUCCGGGGCUCCCACUGACAAUGCUGCACGGAGCGGCUCCCCCCGGGGCUCAGAGCCCCCCCAGCCCCCCGGAAUCAUGAGGAUCCACGGCAAACUGCUGGCCGCUGUGCUGUGCCUGGGGGGGCUGCUGAUCGUCUACCUCCUCCUGGGUUACCCGGAGCACCACCAGCAGCAGCACCCCAUCAGGUCUCUAGCCCCCUCUGCCCAGAGCAGGGUCCAGCCCAGCACCCCAACACACUUCAGAGGCAUAGAGGAGCACCGAGCCCAGAAAGAGCCCAGGCUGAGGAGGAAGAAGAACAAUGCCAAAGGCAACCCCAACCCUGCCAAAGUUAGAGUUCCCGAGCAAAAACCCAAAGUUUCCGUCCCGGUGGAAUGGAUGCAUCUUGCUGUGGUGGCAUGCGGCGAUCGGGUAGAGGAGACGGUGACCAUGCUGAAGUCUGCCGUGCUCUUCAGUGUGAAGAAGCUGCGAUUUCACAUCUUUGCAGAAGACGAAUUGAAGCCAGAGUUUGAACGCAAGCUCAAGGAAUGGCCCCGUCAGCUAUCCAGGAGGUUUGAAUACAACAUCUAUCCAAUCACGUUUUCGGUCGGCAAUGCUCAGGAAUGGAAGAAAUUAUUCAAGCCCUGCGCAGCUCAGAGACUUUUCCUUCCGGUGAUCCUACAAGACGUGGACUCCUUACUUUACGUAGACACAGAUGUUCUGUUUUUGAGGCCUCUGGAUGACGUCUGGGCCUUCCUGAAAAGAUUCAACGAAAGUCAGUUGGCCGCGAUGGCACCCGAGCAUGAAGUCCCUAAGAUUGGCUGGUACAGUCGCUUCGCUCGUCACCCGUUCUACGGUACAACUGGGGUCAACUCGGGGGUCAUGCUCAUGAAUCUGACUCGCAUCAGGAAGCAGCAGUUCAAGAACAAUAUGAUCCCAGCUGGAUUGACCUGGGAAGAGAUGCUGCACCCACUGUACCAAAAAUACAAAAACUACAUCACAUGGGGAGAUCAGGACUUGCUAAACAUUAUUUUCUCCUUCAACCCAGAGAACCUGUAUGUAUUCCCAUGCCAGUGGAAUUACAGGCCGGACCACUGCAUGUAUGGCAGCAAUUGUAAGUCGGCAGAAGCAGACGGUGUAUCCAUUCUCCAUGGCAAUCGAGGGGUGUACCACGAUGACAAGCAGCCAGCGUUCAAAGCCUUCUAUGAAGUGUUGCGUGAUUACCCAUUUGAUGGAAACCUCUACCAGGAAAUGUACUAUCCGCUCCAGUCCAAAUUCCUAGAGAGCGUCCACACUCUGUGCGGCCGAAUCCCCCAGGUGUUCCUCAAGCAGAUUGAGAUGACGAUGAAGAGAGUAUACGAGAGACGAGUGAUGGUCUACGCCGGGGCGCACGGGAGGGGAUGAGGACUCUGC